GCUUUUGAUUAUAAAACAAAGGAGUGAAAAUUCAUUCAUUAGAAAUUUUUGUUUUAUAUAUUUUCUUCUUAUUUUUUAUCUGGCAAGAAUAAAAACAAAUUUAAAAAAUCAGUAAAUAUAAAUUGGUAACGUGAUUAAAUAAAAAACAAAUAAAUAAAUGACGGGUAUUUGUGAAAAUAUAAAUGCAACGCAAUAAAUAAUUUUUUUUUUACCAAAUCUAGAAGUUCAAAAUAUCACAGCCCAAAUUCGACCAUCCUACAAAUGACCUGAAACAAAUGAAUUUCUCAACUCAUGUUAUAAAAUAACAAAAAAAGUAAACAAAUAAUUAUAAAUAAAAAGAUAAAAAAUUUUAGUCUAGGAAAAACCAGACAAAAUGUUAGAAACACCAAAAUUUGAUGAGGCCGACAAUUAUGGCGGUAGCCGAACAUUCACCUGGUUGGCAGACCUAUCUGGUCUAUCAAUUGAUGUGGUGAACUUUAUAAUAUGCCAAAUAUCUGCAAUCUUCCUAGCAUCACUAUUUCGCUCAGUGCUACAUCCUUCCAAAGUGACUGCAUCAGUGCGUCAUAUAGUGGCGUUGAGUGUUGGUCUAGUUUUUGGUUAUUUCUGUUUUGGAGCACAAGCCAUACAUAUUGCCGCUCUGCCAGCUGCAUGUUAUGUAGUCAUACGCACACAAAGUCCAAAAGUUGUACAAAGGGGCGUUAUGAUUGUGGCAAUGGCGUAUUUGCUAAGCAUACAUUUGUUGCGACAGAUCUAUGAUGAUGGCUCGCAUACAUUGGACAUAACUGGCCCACUAAUGAUAAUAACACAAAAAGUUACUAGUUUGGCCUUUAGCAUACACGAUGGUUUUGUAAGACAAACUAAGGAUCUUACCAAGGCCCAACAAUAUCAUGCUGUUUGUAAAUUACCCUCAGCUUUAGAAUAUUUUUCAUAUGCCUUGCAUUUUCAAGGCUUAAUGGCUGGUCCAUUGGUAUUCUACAAAGACUACAUAGAUUUUGUCGAGGGUUGUAAUCUACUAAAACCAACAAAUACAAAUGGAAGCGUGGACAACGGCAAAACGCAAUUGGUGCUAGAACCAUCGCCGGUGAAAACGGUGGUGAAAAAAGUUAUCGGCAGCUUUAUUUGCGCCUUUAUCUUUAUGAAAUUCGUUAAAAUGUAUCCAAUAAAAAAUAUGAAGGAUGACGAAUUUAUAGAGAACACCGGCAUUGCGUAUAAAAUAUGGUACGCCAUGAUGGCUACCACCUGCACACGUUUUAAGUAUUAUCAUGCCUGGUUAUUGGCCGAUGCCAUAUGCAAUAAUUCAGGCUUAGGGUUUACGGGUUACGAUAAGGAUGGCAAUGCCAACUGGGAUCUCAUUUCUAAUAUUAAUGUUUUAGGUUUUGAAUUUGCUACAAAUAUGCGUGAUGCUAUUAACAAUUGGAAUUGUGGCACAAAUCGUUGGUUACGCACCAUCGUUUAUGAACGUGUCCCCAAAAAUUAUGGCACCAUUUUAACAUUUGCUUUAAGUGCUGUCUGGCAUGGUUUUUAUCCUGGUUACUAUUUAACAUUUGCAACUGGUGCUUUGAUGGUAACCUCAGCUCGUAUGGCUCGCCGUAUGUUCCGUUAUCGCUUCCAACAAACACGCAUGACACGUAUGCUUUAUGACAUUUUGACAUGCCUGACAACUCGAGUUGUUAUGGGUUACGCUACAUUCCCAUUUGUUCUGCUUGAAUUCAUGGGCAGCAUUAGAUUGUACCUGAAAUUUUAUUUGUGCCUUCACAUUGUUGCACUCAUUACCAUAUUUAUUUUACCCAAAUUUAUACGCGGCGAAAGACGUCCAUACCCACCACAAUCGUCCUCCAAAACAUCACUGGGUGGAGAAAAUCAAAAACCACUCAUCUCAUCUCACAUUAACAAGGAUGAUUACGCUAAUGUAAGUAAAUCCACAUCAGUCAAUGAUAAUGCAGCUAUUAAGGCAGCGGCCAAUCAGACCACAUCCUCAACAACAAAUACAGAUGUAUUGCCCGAAGCCCAUGAGAGGCAUUCGCCAGCACCACCAAAAUUACCUCUUGUUAAUCCCGGAAGGGAUGCCGUGAGUGUGCCCCACGAUCAGUGCGAAAUGGAUCAAUUGUCUAGCAAGAUAAUGGAAAAAAUCGAAGCUGAAACUAAGAAUAUUGAGGAGUUCAUUGAUAAGACUGUAACGGAAACUGUAACGGGUAUUGUGGAAUUUAAAAAUGAUUUAAUGCGCGAAAUACCCAAUGGUUUACGUAAACGUACCUCUUUGGCUACAAACGUUAGCGAUGUGGUAGCUGGUACUACCGGCAAGCCAUCCGUAGAAGAGAGUGCUGCUUUCCUUAAAAAAGAAAUCGAAGUAAUCAAUGCUGUCGUUCAGCAAGCCAACGUUUUGCCAGCUGUUUUAAGUAAUGGUCAUGCAAAAUAGCCACUAUAGGCAUCACCAAAUCUACUAACUACAACUAAAACUCUUAAUAAUAAAAUUAUUUACAUAUAAGAAUAGCAUUGAUUUUCUUUGUUUUUCAAAAUGCUCUAACUCUAUAUACAUAAUAUUAUUAAUUGUUAAUCACAUUGAUGAUUAUGAAUAAUAAUAAUGACAAACGAUUAUAAUGAUUGAUAAUAAGUUUAAUCCUGAUACAUUUAAUAAACAUUUUUUUUAGUAUGUAAAACAACAAAUUAAAUCUAAUGCAGAUAGAAAGAAGAUCAACUUGACCCCAUACUAAAGAAAGAAAACAAAAAUAAUAUUUUAAAAACUAAUCAAAAAAAAAAAGAAGAAAAACUUACCAUCCAUACAUGUUAUGUAAUGAAAACGUAAUGUAACUUAUUCAUCCUUCGUGAUCAUCUUAUUAUUAUUAUUUAUCCAACCCUCCGCUUUUUUAUAACCAUUGUUAAGCACUUUAUUAAAAAAAAACUAAGCACAACACCACACGUUUUAGUUCCAAAGCACGCACACAUACACAAUUUAUACCAAAAUACACAAAAACAAAAAAAAAUUAACAAAAUUUAACAAGCGCACACACAACAAGAUUGACAAAAGUCCUUCCAAAAAGCAUUAAAUUUUUACAAGACAAGAUAAAACUAAACUAAACAAAACAAAACUUAACAAUUUACACUUUACAAUUGUUCCUAUUUUUUAUUUAGCAACAAUCAAAUUAAAUCCAUUCAUAUCUUCCAAAAUAUUUUAAAGAAAAAUAAUGUAGACAAUUUGUUUUUGCUAUUUUUUCUCUCUCUCACACAUUGAUAUUUUUAGAAUUUUAUAUUAUGGACUUUUUUUGAGACCAAAAAAUAAACACUAAUAAUUGAAAAGAAACUGAUCAAAAUUUUAUUCAAUUAACACUUUAUUUAUUUAUGUAUGUAUUUUUGUAUGCUUGUUUUAAUAACUAAAUGACUUGUUUUUGUUGAAAUAAAAAUAUUGAAUAUUGAAAUUGAAAUAGAGAAAUACUGAAAAUGUAAAUUAAUUUAAGUAACUAACAAAUGGAAUUCUAAUAGAAUUUUUUUCUAAAACAAGUUUGCCAUCUUCAAACGAAUCUAAAUAAUAAAAAAAAUAAUAAAUCCUUAUCGAAUCUCAUUUUCGAGAUAUAUUUUUAAAAAAAUCUUUUCAAAAAUCGAAUAUUGGACAAAAUUUGUAUCUUUCUCACCAAAUUAAUUUAAAUAUUGUAUAUUUUCUUCCAUUAAUAUUAAAUUAUACCUUUUUUUUAAAAUGCACUUGGAAAAAGUUUUGUUAGAAGUCUGUUUUGAAUACAUAAUUGUGUAAUAAUUUAUUUUAAAUAAUAAACAAAUUUUAAACUAAAAA
Molecule: messenger RNA, 3781 nt
Organism: Calliphora vicina (urban bluebottle blowfly)
Lineage: Eukaryota; Metazoa; Arthropoda; Insecta; Diptera; Calliphoridae
Gene: oys
Product: oysgedart
Exons: 9
Coding region: 374-2416 (680 amino acids)
Biological process (GO): lipid modification
Cellular component (GO): membrane
Molecular function (GO): acyltransferase activity
Source: RefSeq, a predicted model, not a curated record